AUUCUUUCUUCUUCGUUCCCAUCAACAACAUUCUUCUCUUUGUACAUUACUUUCUACCUUACUCUCAGCAUUUGCCGCUACUCUUAGCCACCCGCUUCAACAGAUACCAGUCCUGGCGGUAUAACACCCUUCACCCAACCUCCUCUCUCAUCCAUCAUGUCAGAAUGGAUGGUGACAGCGUCCAGCGCCGUAGUCCUGGACGAAUCAAUCCUCCAGCUCUGGCUCCUCGGACACAACGUCGACCAGGCAACCAUCCUACGUAUGCCAGCCAUCCAACCGCCCGUGCCCUCGCGUGUCCUCAAAUCUUACAUCACCUCACAGUACCGGACCUACGAAAUGAUGCACCACUACCUCCACCACCCUCGCCACUUUGCCGGACAGUUCAUGUUCCCCCUCUCCCAUAGCGCCAAACAGCACCUCAUCGAGAGGUAUUACAGUUUUGAUGAAUCUGUGAUCAGGGAGAUUUUGGGCAAGAAACUCAAUUCGAGAACAAGGAAGGAUCUGGAUGAAGUCCACGAAAAGACCGGCGUGAAACUGACUAGCUGUCGCAGACAAUUCGACAAUCUGAAGAGAGUAAUGAAGAGGGUCGAAGAUGCAGAAGGCAGGACAUUGAUACAGGAUAUAGAGCAUCAAUUCCUUUUGCCCCAUCAUCUUGCAAGCCAAUACGCACACAUCCUAUUCAUUGCUGACAAUAAAUUCGACACCUUCCGGAAACGUCUCUCCUGCUACCAAUUCUCCGACUUUGAAUACUGCAGCGCCAUCCUCAUGCAGUAUUUCACCGCCCCCACUACGGACACCCUCCCUGAAUUCGACCCCCAACUCGCCCAGGACCUCCGUGACCUCAAAUCCCUCCUCCUCAACGACCGCGCCGUCCUUGACGAAUUCCGGAACCGCGUCUCCAACGCCCUUGCUUCUGAAUCUUCCCACCCCCCCGUGCUCGAACGGAUACAGAGUAACUUCAAGAUCAUCUUGCGUAACAUGCUCUCGAUUGGUGGAUUGAUCAACCAGCAGAAGGAGGUCCGGAACAUCUUUGGAGAGAUUGCGGAGAAGAUUGUCGAUGCCUUUAUCCAGGUCGGAUGGUCUGUAUUGGAUAUGGAGUGUUUCUUUGAUUGCAUGAUCGCAGAGCUCCAGAAUUUGACGACACUGGCGAGUCGGUAUCGCAAGCGGUACGGGGCUAGUUGGAUACAACUCGUUAUGGGGAUAAAGUUGUGUUCUAUACGACUUUACAGGCAGCCUUCUCCGCAGUCGAUCCUCACCCGUAGUUUUACCAGAUAAAAACCAAUCGCAUCCACAACAGCUACAAGCUUGUUCCUGCCACCAACAAUUUUGAAUUUACCAGGAAUCAAUCUCUCUGCUUGUCUCUUUUGUACGAUCGUAAAACAAAAUGCCAACAGCAUAUAUCUACUUCAACAGAAGCAAAGA
Gamsiella multidivaricata is the source of this 1422-nucleotide messenger RNA. RefSeq names its product acidic fibroblast growth factor binding protein. Gene Ontology annotation, cellular component: nucleus. Lineage: Eukaryota; Fungi; Mortierellomycota; Mortierellomycetes; Mortierellales; Mortierellaceae. The transcript is spliced from 5 exons. The record is from RefSeq and is a predicted model, not a curated record. The coding region runs from base 157 to 1275 and encodes 372 amino acids.